Messenger RNA from Hyaena hyaena (striped hyena), 1890 nucleotides. Its product is annotated as zinc finger protein 213-like. Lineage: Eukaryota; Metazoa; Chordata; Mammalia; Carnivora; Hyaenidae. Bases 363 to 1811 code for a protein of 482 amino acids. The record is from RefSeq and is a predicted model, not a curated record. Gene Ontology annotation, biological process: negative regulation of transcription by RNA polymerase II. Gene Ontology annotation, molecular function: DNA-binding transcription repressor activity, RNA polymerase II-specific; RNA polymerase II cis-regulatory region sequence-specific DNA binding. The transcript has 6 exons.
CCCGGGGGCGGGACCGGCGACGCGGGCCGCGGAGCUCAGACGUCGACUGCGGGGAUCCGAGCGGUCGGGGUCGGCGCCCCGAGACUGAGGCCGAAGGGGGCGCGCGCCGCUGGGAAGUGCCGGGUUUGGGGGCGCGCCUGCAUCGCUGGCCGCCCAGUGCCUCUCAGUUGCGCACAGGCAGAGCCGCCGGGGUCGGAGCGCAGGGCUCCGGCCAGGUCCGCCUUCUCGCCCGCCGCGUCCUGCGAGCGACCCUGGAGUCUGCAUCCAGAUGCCCACCUGGCUGCCACAGGGGAUCCCUCUGGGAGACUGAAGUGCAGGCUCGCAGGCCUAGGUUGAGGCCACCCAGUCCUUAGGCCAGGGGAAUGGCAGCACCCCGGGAGCCUCAGGAUGAGGCCCCUGGGGAGGGAGAAGGGCUGCUGAUCGUGAAGGUAGAAGAUUCCUCGUGGGAGCAGGACUCUGCCCAGCAAGAAGACAGCAGGGAUUCCGAGGCCUGCCGCCAGCGCUUUCGGCACUUUUGCUACAGGGAUGUGGGCGGGCCCCAUGAGGCCUUCAGCCAGCUCUGGGAGCUGUGCUGCCGCUGGCUGCGGCCCGAGCUGCGCACCAAGGAGCAGAUCCUGGAGCUGCUGGUGCUGGAGCAGUUCCUGAGCGUGCUGCCCGGAGGCGUCCAGGCCCGGGUGCGGGAGCGGCGUCCAGGGAGCGGUGAGGAGGCCGUCGCCUUGGUGGAGGUCCUGCAGAAGCAGCCGGUGAAAGCAUGGCCGCAGGACGUGCCCUCAGAGGAGGUGGGAGCCGAGGCCACAGUCCAGGGACCCCCCGCCAAGGGGCUCCCCGUGAAGGUGGGGGCACGAAGCUGGCCACCUGCACUCUGGGAGCAGCACAGUCGUGGCGCCCAGCUUCCUGCUCUUAAAGAGGGGAGUAGCAGAGAGAAAACCGAUACCGGCUGCGCCUCUGAUGGCCAUGGACUUGUGACGUUUGGAGACAUUCCCUUCUAUUUCUCCCGGGAAGAAUGGGGGUCCUUGGACCCUGCUCAGAGGGAUCUCUUCUGGGACAUAAAGCGCGAGAAUUCUCGGAAUGUUGCCCUGGCUCUGGUCCCAGAACCCGGUGGAACUGAAGAGGCCGCCCCGUCUCGGCUUGCAGGUUUGGGGCUCAAGAGCCAAAGUGAGCAAUCCCGGCUGGAGGAGGCCGGGGCGGCGCCCCCGGGCCAGGCCGGCGGUGGCGGGGCCCGUGGCGGCGACGUGACUGUGUCCUGGAGCCCCGAGGAGGCCGACACGUGGCGGAGCGAGGCCCGGCCCGGCGCGCCCCUGGGGCGGGCGGCGGGGGCGCGGAGGGGGCGGCCACCCACGCGCCGGAGGCAGUUCCGGGACCUGGCGGCCGAGAAGCCGCACAGCUGCGGCCAGUGCGGCAAGCGCUUCCGCUGGGGCUCCGACCUGGCGCGCCACCAGCGCACGCACACGGGCGAGAAGCCGCACAAGUGCCAGGCGUGCGACAAGAGCUUCCGCAGCUCCUCGGACCUGGUGCGCCACCAGGGCGUGCACACGGGCCAGAAGCCCUUCUCCUGCUCGCAGUGCGGCAAGAGCUUCAGCCGCAGCGCCUACCUGGCCGACCACCAGCGCAUCCACACGGGCGAGAAGCCCUUCGGCUGCAGCGACUGCGGCAAGAGCUUCUCGCUGCGCUCCUACCUGCUGGACCACCGGCGCGUGCACACGGGCGAGCGGCCCUUCGGCUGCGGCGAGUGCGACAAGAGCUUCAAGCAGCGCGCCCACCUCAUCGCCCACCAGAGCCUGCACGCCAAGAUGGCCCAGCCCGUGGGCUGAGGGCGGGGAGGGCCGGGAGGGCAAGGGGCCCGCACGCCUCCCUGCGUGUCCACCUGCGGGCGUGGGCGGCGGCCACCAG